Messenger RNA from Calidris pugnax (ruff), 1111 nucleotides. RefSeq names its product S100 calcium binding protein A1 (gene S100A1). The transcript is spliced from 3 exons. Gene Ontology annotation, cellular component: sarcoplasmic reticulum. Gene Ontology annotation, molecular function: calcium ion binding; S100 protein binding. Bases 247 to 531 code for a protein of 94 amino acids. The record is from RefSeq and is a predicted model, not a curated record. NCBI's taxonomy places the organism in Eukaryota, Metazoa, Chordata, Aves, Charadriiformes, Scolopacidae.
CCUUGGGGACAUCAGCACAGCCGGGGGGUGGGACGUGGUGGCCCCCGUCUCCGUGCCCACUGCGGGGACCGGGGACGGGUUAUUUUUAAGCAGUGAGGUGCCUGUUCCGUCACAAGCAGCUGCUGCCCAACUGGGCAGGGGACGCAGCCAACUGGGCCAGGCUCUCCCGGAAGGGGUGACCGGAUCCUUCUCCGCUGCCGUGCCCGGGACGGGGGCACCGGGGCUCCGCCACCGCCGACCGGAGUCAUGGCGUCGCAGCUGGAAGGGGCCAUGGAGACACUCAUCAACGUCUUCCACCAUUACUCGGGCAAAGAAGGGGACAAGUACAAGCUGAGCAAGAAGGAGCUGAAGGAGCUGCUGCAGAGCGAGCUGGGCUGCUUCCUGGAGACCCAGAAGGACACGGGCGCCGUGGAGAAGAUCAUGCAGGACCUGGAUGAGAACGGCGACGGGGAGGUGGACUUCCAGGAGUACGUGGUCCUGGUGGCCACCCUCACCGUGGCCUGCAACACCUUCUUCUGGGAGAACGCCUGACCCAGGCCCCCCACCACCACCACCACCACGCAGCAGCCGGCCGCAGCGUCCCCAAAAACGCAGAGCCCCCCGCCAUCACCCCCCCAGCUCCCCCUCAGCUCCCCAGCACACCCCGGGGAUCCCACUGGGAUCCAGCUCCACAAUAAAGGCACUGACCCAGCCAGAGGCGUGUUGUCAGCUCCUUCCUUUUUAGGGCUGGGUGUCCCUCCCUGGUGUCCCCCCAGGGAUACUGGUGUCCUCCCGGGGAUACCAAAGAGCCUUCCCUCUCUCCUGAGCCAUGGGGUCACAGGGAAAAGCCACUUCGGGUCACCCGAAGUGCCUGGAGACAUCCCCGUCUCCACCCUGCUCCUCCAUCGGGACCUGGCACCAGCCCCACCGUGGCCCCGGGGCUCAGCAGAGCCAGGGCGGGUGACCCCGAAAUGCACCGGGGGGUGUUGGGGUGCGGGACACGGAGGUGCAACGUGGGGGCAGGAGGGUCCGGAGGAGGGGGAGACAGGCCACAGGCCGGGACUCGUCGCCCCGUCCCGCCAGAGGCACGGGCACCGCGCCCCGUGUGGGGCUGGAGGAACCGGUUCUUAUC